Symphalangus syndactylus (siamang) is the source of this 2042-nucleotide messenger RNA. RefSeq names its product proline rich 30 (gene PRR30). NCBI's taxonomy places the organism in Eukaryota, Metazoa, Chordata, Mammalia, Primates, Hylobatidae. The record is from RefSeq and is a predicted model, not a curated record.
GGAAUGGGGCCCCCAGCUCCUAUUGGGGGCGGCGACCCUGGCGCCACCCCUUAGACAAAAUCCCAGUCUCCCAGAGGCUUUUACCAGCUGGCCCCAUUCCUUCUGCUGCUGGGUAUAAUAAGGCAUCUCUGUCUGGGCCAGGGUCCUCUCAACGCUGAAGUACCUGUGAAACACAGCCCAGAGGAAUUCUCAUUGGUCCUACGGGCUUUGUCUUCCUCUCUGCCCCGCCCAGAUAAUCGCUGCUGCCCCUCCACUCCCAAGAUGCAGCUGUGAUUCUUCAUCCCCACACAUCCUUCAUCAAUGGUUGACUGCAAAGAAGUCAGAAGCCAAGCUUAGGUUCAUGCUCAUGCCUGAACACCCCGAGAGCCCGGUGCUGGAGGGCUGGGUGUCCCCUUGGCCUGCCACCAGCACCUGCGCCCACACCAGGCUGGAGCCACGCUCUGUGCACAGAAGGUGACCUUGAUUUCUCAGGCACAGCUGACCUCAGAGAUACUGGUCCUGACUCUGCCAAGUCUCUCAUCCCUAGUCUUGUUGCCCCAGUUUCUUCUGGAUUCAAGGCGAUGUUGCCUCAAAACAAGGACCAGGUGCUGCCACAGACCUCAGUGCUCCCUGGGCGCUCCACUUGGGGCUUCUCACAACUUGUGGACUCCUCUCCUCACAACCUGCAGCCUCUCUCUCCCCAUCAGUCUCUCCCUCCCUCUCACCCAACAUUCUCUUCCAUUCGGUCCCAUCGUCCCUCCUCCCCUCCACCAGCAUCCCCCUCUCCUGGCUUCCAAUUCGGCUCUUGUGACUCAAAUUCUGACUUUGCUCCACAUCCCUAUUCUCCCUCUCUCCCAAGUUCCCCUACUUUCUUUCACCAGAACUACCUCUCUCUCCCCCAUCCACGUGCAUCCUCUCCCUCCAACAACUGGCUGUACCCCUCUCCCCCUCUGACUCCUUCCUUUUCUCCCUCCCAGCCUCAGAACUCCUCCCUUCCCCACUCACCCUGCCAGUCCCCUUCCCACCCCAAGGACCUGCAUAGCUCCACGCUCACUCCCCCAGGCCCCAGCCCACCUUCUCAUAGGCUCCACUCUAACAGGCAGACACAGCGCUGGCAUCAGUACAGGGACACCGGGUCCGGGUCCCCUGGAGUAGUGGAGAGAUGCAUGCCAAGCGAGAAGGAUCCUGCACAGUUCAGGGACCCAGGGGCCCUGGCCCAGGCCCUGGUGGUCCAGCUGGGGCACCGCCGCAUCGCACACGACCUGCGGCUACUGCUUUUGCAGCACCUGUGGCUAGGCAGAACCGGCCAGGCCCCAGUCGUGGAGUAUCCUAUAUGCCUGGUGUGUCUCCGGCCCCGCAGCCCCUCCUGCCCCCUCCCCAGGUACAGGACUGGACCCCAGCUGCUUGCUUUCCCUCAACUACUGCCCUGUGUGCAGGGCCAGGAAUCUGGGCCACUCCGGAUAGGCAUCGGCUUCGGCCUCCGUCUGCCUCAGGGCCAGGCCAGGGCCUUGCAUCUGCUGCCCGAAAAAAGGCCGAAGGAAGUAGGACCUCAGGGCAAGGCUACUCAGGCCUGUGGGCAUCAAUCGCCAGCAUCUCAGCCUCCAGCAGCUCAGGCCCCGGCCGACCCAGUCCCAGGCACACCCUCCCAAACCAGGAGCUUCAGGUCUGCAGGCCUUCAAUCACCAAACUCCCCACGAUGUUUCUCCGGGCCUCCACCUCGGGCACCAAAACAGGCCACUACCUCCCUGAAGCCCAGGCCUUGACCUGCCCCAAAGAGGCCAGUUUCUCUGGAGCUCAUUCUCCAAAAGUCAUCAGUCUAGUUCCAGAGCCACGGAGGCCCCCUGGAACACCCCCUCCAAACCCAACCCUCCCAACGAGGCCCCAGAUCUCGGGGAAUCCCCGAGACACCCUGAAGGGCUGGCUGGCCGGAGGUCAGGUGUGUUCUCCUGCUCUGAACCCUGGGAGCCCCUUGUGGAGUCUGCUGUCUCCGGGCUAAAGAGGACCAAGAGCACCAAGGCCCCAUUCAGCCCUCCGUGGAUCUAAUAAAGUCUAACCCUGUGAAA